AAAAAUAAAACUACAUAACUAGAACCCUUAAACCCCUUCCUCGCUAAACCCUCAACACAGCGGCCCGCCUACCGCUCCCAGCGAUCGUCCCUCUGCUCUUCACGCUGUCAACGUCGUUGCUGCGUCCUCUGGUCCUGGUUGCUUCUGCUCUCUCCUCCGCCGUUCCCCCUGGUCCUUGUCCCUGCGUCCGCUGGUCCAUUCCUUCUGCCUUCCGGUGCUGCUUCUCGCCGCUGGUCCUCGUCCUCAAUCAAGCCGCUGCUGCUCCUCGUCACUACGUCCUCGGUCACUGCAGGUUUGAACGGUAGUAACUCGCAUAAAGGUUACUUCAAGUGACCUAGAAAACAGCAGAGCACCAAGAAGAAGAGAAGAAGUAAAAGUGAGGAAAAUGCCUCUGGGGGAUAAGGUGGGAUGGGAAAAGAGCGAAUCUCGAUACUGUGGAGUGGAAACAGAGUUCAAUGAGGACAUUCCUCAGCUUCUCUCGUAUAAUAUCUCCUCGGGUGGUUUUGACUUUGUCGUUGCUCCUCUGGUUCUCCCUCCAGUUCCUUCUGUGGAUGCCAUGUUGCGACAACAUCAUCAGAUUAUGCCUAUUGUAGAUGGGUCUGGCAGUAUUGAUGAGGAGAUGGGUAGGGUUAGUUUGGUUGGUGUGUCGAGUCCCACUUGUGCUGAUGGCAAAACAGUGGGUGAUGAAACAGAGAUGGAAAUGGUAAAUUUGGUUGCUGGUUCGAACUCUGUUGUUCCUGAUGGGAGUGUUGUCGAGAGUUGGUUAGCAAGUAAUGAGAUUGAUAGUGGCAAUCUUAAUUUGCCCACUGCCUCCAGCGCAUUUGCGGAUGCGGGAAGCCAUGUGAAUAAUGUGGUAAAGAGUGACAAGGAUGACGGAAGAAGUGAUUCUGAAUCUGCUAGUGAAAGCAGUUCAUCUUCUGAUAGUAGCAGCAGUAGCGAUGAGGAAGAGGAAGAAGAGGAAGAGACAAGCGAUGAGGAGGAGAAUGAAGAGGAAGUCAAAGUGCAAUUGCAUAGAGAGGUAGAGGAGGGUGAGAUUGAAGAUGGUGAGAUAAGGGAUGUUAAUGGAGAGGUGAUAGUUGGUAAAAAUGAUGAUUGUGAAAAGGAAGAGGAGGAUGAAGACAGGAUGGUUGAAUGGAGUCAGGAUGAAUUUGAUGAUAUCAACGAGGAUGAGGAAGAAGAUGCUGUUGUUUCAAGCGGACCUAUUAGGUCGAAGAAUGAGCUUAUGGUUCUCCCUCCAGUUCCUUCUGUGGAUGCCACGUUGCAACCACAUCAUCAGAUGAUGCCUGUUGGAACUGUUUUGUCGAUUAUAGGUGCCCAAGCCCAAGUCAUUGUGGAAGGGACGGAGAAGCACAACCCUCUUAAUGAGGGUUCAAUCCUUUGGAUAACUGAAAAUAGAUCCCCAUUGGGGGUUGUAGAUGAAAUAUUUGGUCCUGUCCAGCACCCCUACUACGUGGUGAGAUACAAUUCUGAAAGUGAAGUCCCUGCUGGGAUCUCUCAAGGAACUUUGAUUUCUUUUGUUCCUGAGUUUGCCAAUCAUAUUCUCAAUGACAAGAAUCUUUACAAGAAAGGCUAUGAUGCAUCUGGUGAGAAUGAUGAAGAGUUGUCAGACGAUGCAGAGUUCUCAGAUGAUGAGAAAGAGGCAGAGUACAGGAGAAUGCAAAAAAUAUCAAAGAGGAACAUGAAUUGCCAGACAGUUGGACACAAGAAAAAUAAUAGAAAGAAGGUUAAUAAUAAGAAUGGCAAUUGGAAGAAUAAUACACCUUCAGGAAACCAAACAUUGAUGGGUGCGGGUCAGUCAAUACCAAACCAGAACCAGCAUAAUAAAUCUUCAAUAGGAGCACCAUUGAAUAAUAGUUCAUCUUCUGCCACAGGACAUGACUUUCAAAGUGGAAGUGGCUUUCUCCCAUCAUUUUCAUCAAUGGCACCAACUGCUGGUGUUUUCCCACCUUCAGAUGGAGUCUGGGUAAAUGGUUUGCCCUGUCAGCAGUCACAGAAUGCUGUCAUUCCUGGUGGAUUUCCAGCUAACAAUAUGUCGUGGCCUGCACAGAAUCAACUACUGCGUCCUUUUCAGAUGCCAUUUCACCAGCAGUUCAAUCCUAGUCAAGGGUCACUUCCUAAUGGUGUCCUACCAGUUGGGCAGAUGAAUCUUUCUGCUGGACCUUUGCCUUGGCCUGUUCAAAAUUGCUUUAACCCAGCUGCAUUUGGGAUGGGCUUCCAGGUUCAACCUGCUCACCCAGCUACGAAUAUGGGAAGCCAAGGAAUGAUUUUCAAUCAGGCACCUGCUGUUAUUCCUGACAACCUCGUUCAAUCACCUCAGCAAUUUAAUUUGGGUGCAUCCUCAAGCCGUGGAAAGAAACCAUAUCAUCAUCGAGGAGGUGGUCGUUUUGCAGGUGGGAGAGGGCGACAUUCUUCAAAAUGAACUUAAUUAGCUGUUUCAUCGCAUUGUGAAGCUUAGACUAGGCGGCUUUUGGAGUUUGCCUUCCUUGUUUGUGAUGUUUUGCUAAGACAAUUUGUAUUUAAAAUACUUGCUGCGAGGCUGUGUUCUGCAGUAUCUUUUAUCACUUUUUAACUACUUGAAGAUGAUAUAGGAAGUUUUAUUACUGUUACAAUGUAAUACCGCAGCAGCAUUUUCAAUCUA
This is a messenger RNA of Manihot esculenta (cassava), 2638 nucleotides long. RefSeq names its product H/ACA ribonucleoprotein complex non-core subunit NAF1. The record is from RefSeq and is a predicted model, not a curated record. NCBI's taxonomy places the organism in Eukaryota, Viridiplantae, Streptophyta, Magnoliopsida, Malpighiales, Euphorbiaceae. Gene Ontology annotation, molecular function: RNA binding. Gene Ontology annotation, cellular component: sno(s)RNA-containing ribonucleoprotein complex. Bases 386 to 2419 code for a protein of 677 amino acids. Gene Ontology annotation, biological process: pseudouridine synthesis; ribosome biogenesis; box H/ACA snoRNP assembly. The transcript has 5 exons.